AUGGAACCGCUUGACAUCGCCCAGCGCACAUCUCGAGACUUGAUGGCUAGUAUUGACCCUCACACGACUUCCGAGAUCUCAUCGAGGGCUGCUGGUAUGAAAAUGUCGACACCACCAUGGAAGGGAGUAUUACAAUCUACCAAAAGCGAGCCUGCGCAAAGGAUAAGCGACCCGAUCGCCAACCACCGGGACGCAUGA
Messenger RNA from Histoplasma mississippiense, 198 nucleotides. RefSeq lists its product with no specific name. The coding region runs from base 1 to 198 and encodes 65 amino acids. The transcript has 3 exons. The record is from RefSeq and is a predicted model, not a curated record. Lineage: Eukaryota; Fungi; Ascomycota; Eurotiomycetes; Onygenales; Ajellomycetaceae.